CGUCAGUGGACGCUGCGUGGCGGGAGCGCGCACGUCGCUGUCACUCAGAGUUGGUUGUAGGAAAUGCGGACACGGCGAGAUGUCAGCAGGGCCGUGUUUAUCUUUUCCAGCGAUGCUGCCCGGUUCACACUUCAAGGAGGUUUCCUGCCUUUUUUAACGCUCCCCGCACAAGUGUACUCAAUGCCAACAGUGCUACGGAAUUGUUUUCGCGCGGAUGAGUGGGCACGCAGUGCGGAGCGGCAGUGUUUAGCUAACACCGUUAGCCCAGCGACACGCUCGGACCCCCAGCAACAGCACUUUCGGGUUUAUCAUUAGGAUUCUCAAUCAGCCCAGCAGCUUACCAGCGGCCUGCCUCGCUCCCGCCUCUACAUCCGUUCACCGGCGGCGGCGGCGGCGACGGCGGGGGGGGGUCAGGUUAACCGGAGCAGACACGAGCCCCCCCGGGACAGACGGACAGACAGCCGCGGCUGUAUCAGUGAAGAGCAGGUAUGGCUGAAGUCAGCGCCCUCACUCCCUCUCCUCCCAGUAUGGCUGACCAGUCAAUGCCUGCUUCCUCCAGCCCACAGCCUCUCCCCUCAGAAACUCCCAUCCCGAAAUCAUCUCUCUACGGGGACCGAGCUGUGAUGGGAAACCCAACAUUACAGGCGAGCUCCAAAAACUCCUCCACUUGGGAGAGCACACCUGGCCAAAACAAUGCCGCUCUGUCUUCAGCAGCAGAGAGCGUAGCUGGUGCGCCGGGAGAGCUACCAGCUGCUACAGAUGGAGAGACUAACGGGAAAAAUGAUUUAGUCGGCCAAACGGAGAGGCACACCGACGCACAGGAGCAACAGAUGUUGCCGUCGCCUGAACUUAAUCCCAGUCCUAAUCUCUAUCCCAACGUUCAAGUUAACCAGACUUCCAGUCCUGCUCCCUCUGUGGACAAACCCUGUCAGUUUACACCUCCUGUUCCCGUCUCCAACCUGGCCCCCUCUUCACAAGACUCCAGUCAAACAGAAGCACAAACAGUCCCCUUCGAGUCCGCUCAGAACCCCGAUCCCAACACUCCCGGAAGCGCAAAGAUUACCCCUGACCCCCCCUGCACGCCCUCCAAGACUGAGCCCCCAGCCGUACUGGUGCAGGAGCCCAUAGGGUGCUUGGGUCUGCCCUCCUCUUACUCUCGGCCAGCCCCGGACACGCUCAGCUACCUGGAGUCGGCCAGCUUAAUGUCUGGCACGCUGGAAUCUCUGUCGGGCCUCGGCGAGGACGGGAGUUCAGUGGGGUCAGACUCUGAGAUCAACGGUCCAGUGAGGCGUACUGAUAAAUACGGCUUCCUGGGAGGAGCGCAGUACAGUGAAGCCAGUGAGGUGGAUAUCGCUGUGGCUGUGGCGAGGCAGAGAGAGAUGAAAUGGUUGGACAUGUUCAGAAACUGGGACAAAUGGGUUUCCCGACGCUUUCAAAAGGUGAAAAUGCGCUGCAGGAAAGGAAUCCCCUCUUCACUCAGAGCUAAAGCCUGGCAGCUGCUCUCCAACAGCCAGGAGCUCCUUCAGUCCAAUCCUGGGAAAUUUGAUGAGUUGGAGCAAGACCAGGGAGAUCCAAAGUGGUUGGACAUCAUAGAGAAGGACUUGCACAGGCAGUUCCCAUUCCACGAGAUGUUUGCUGCACGGGGAGGACAUGGGCAGAAGGACCUGUACCGUAUACUGAAGGCCUACACAAUUUAUCGGCCAGAUGAGGGCUACUGCCAGGCUCAGGCACCAGUGGCAGCAGUGCUGCUCAUGCACAUGCCUGCUGAGCAAGCCUUCUGGUGUCUUGUGCAAAUCUGUGAGAAAUACUUGCCUGGCUAUUACAGUGCUGGGUUGGAAGCUAUUCAGCUGGACGGAGAGAUUUUUUUCUCUCUUCUGAGGAGAGUUUGUCCCAUGGCUUACCGUCAUCUCAAGAAAUUUAAGAUCGACCCCAUCUUGUACAUGACAGAGUGGUUUAUGUGUAUUUUCUCCCGUACGCUGCCUUGGUCUUGUGUCCUGCGUGUUUGGGACAUGUUCUUCUGUGAAGGAGUGAAGAUCGUGUUCAGGGUGGGUCUGGUGCUCCUCAAGCAGAUGUUGGGGUCUGUGGAUAAGCUCCGUGAGCUGCAGGGCAUGUACGAGACCAUGGAGCGCCUGAGAAACAUCCCUCCUGAAAGUAUCAGGGAGGAAGUUCUGGUGCAAGAGGUGGUCUCCCUGUCUGUGACUGAGGCCCUCAUCGAGAGAGAGUGCAGUAUCCAAGUGCGCAAGUGGCGGGAAUCUCGUGGAGAGUUGACUCACCAACCGGGUCGGCGUUUGCACGGCACACGGGCCAUCUUUGAGCAGAAACACCGCGCUGCUGCGAUCAGCUCUGGCGGCAGCCUGUCAUUCCUGGGCAGUCACGUCCCUCCUCCGGGACCCUUGCGUGCGUCAUCUAGCCUCCUGUCACUUCCUGGCCUUAGAAAGUCCAAGACGCCGUUUCACUCACAGAAUAGGAAGGGCUCCACUUCUGGCAACUUUGGCCAGGAUAUCGUCCCACUGCAGCCCCUUGGGGGCAGCAUCAGUGCAAUGGCCUCAAAACCUCCUGUGCCAUCUGCCACUAACGCUGGAGCCAGUGGGCGGCCCCCAGCACCACACGGGCCCAGUCCGUUAGCUACAACAUCAUCUACUACCACACCACCGGCUCCAACUGCACACUCGUCCAGCGCACAGAUGCUCCAGCCAUCGCCUAAAGUGGUCUCCGAGCACAUCACCCCCACAAUCCCGUCGCCCACCGCAAACAAUGCCCCAUUACCACCCUGCCCGGAAACUGCAAAGACGGCAGUGGAGGAAGAUGGAAAAAGGAAAAAGAAAACCAAGGAGGACAAAAAGCGAGAAAAAGAGGAGGAGAAGCAAAAAUCACGCGAGAAGAAAGAGAAGGAGAAAACCGAGAAAGAUCGGCUGAAGAAGGAGAAGGAAAAAGCAGAGAAAGACAAGAAAAAGGAGAAGGGGGGAAAGAAAAAAGAGAAAGGGGGAGGAGGAGAGACUGAGGAGAAGAACGGAGCGGCGGCAGCAAAAGAUUUAGCUUAAUUCCUGCCACGUCAUUACUUCAGCAUGAGAAUAGUAAUAAAAAGAGGACUAGAAAUCAAAACGGCUGCAAACUGGUGAAAAGAGAGAGCGAGAGAGAGAGAGAGCAAGUAAUGUCCAUGUCAUCUCAAGUACUCAUUUCACAAGGAUAACUGCAUCACUGCACCUGCCCCACAGCUCUCAUCAUCUUAUCUGCACUGCUUUCACCCAACGCCGAAACAGGAAGCAGUUAUUACUCUGCCUUUUGUUUUUUGUUUUCAUUUUUUUUGAAGGAGGAUAUCUGAUUGAUGAGAUCAGCUGUGUAAUUAUUAGUCAAUUCUAGUAUCCUGGGUGCCAUGGUGUACAUAGACCUCUAGCGCCAUCUGUGCCAGUCCAGCGCCCAAAAUCCCCCUCUGUCCAUCACCCGAGAGCUGUCUCAACCAGAACACCUGAAUAAAACUCUUCUGUGAUGAGAAAAGUAUGGCGGUGACUAGUAAUAACUUAUCUGUGAGUGCUCUGGAGGACCUAUUUAUUCAUUGUACUGUUGAUUGUUAGUGUGUGUUAGUGUGUUCUCGUAUGUCUGUGCCUUGGCAGUGUAGUGAAUCGUGUCAUGGUCUCGUGCUGCGGACCGCUCUCAUCUUUCUUCUCUCUUUUCAGUCUCUCAGAGGAGCUUGUCUUUACAGGCGCGCUCUCGUAAGAGGCAUUGAUAAGUGUUGGGGGGGGGAGUGGAGGAGCAAAACUUAACUGGUGGUAAGGUACGUUCUCCUUUAAAGCGGUGGAAAGAACUACAUUACAUGGUCUAUUUAAAGUGAAAAAAAAUCCAAGUUAACAUAAUAACUAAAAGGAAAUUAAAACAGUUUAUGAUUAGCGUACCUGUCUAUCUACGCUCAAAGGCUCUCGGUUCAUCUUUACGUCAGUCUCACCAAAAAAUUACUAUUAGAUUUCUUUCUUUUUCAAACAAAUUGCAUCACAUUAAACGUUAAAUUCUGCCAAGCGUGUCAGUCACUCCAGAUAUCUGUGUGGUUUGAUGUUAAUUAUCUCGAUGUUGAUAUGGAUGUAGAGUUCAGACUAGAAUUUGAAUGAAUUUAUGCACUGAGGCCUGUUGAUUUUCACCCCUAACCUUGAUCGGUUUGUUGAUGUAGGGCACUCUAAUCUAAUCCAGUUCACAUGACUGAUGAAGUCUGCGCCUUGUUGGAUGAGAAGGGUUUGGUGCAGCACUGUAGCAUUAACCUUUGACUUAUUGAAGCUCUUGGCUUCAGGCUGUAAUGUUCUGAUGUAUAAACUAUUAAUUUAAUCGGAUGAAACCAUAUACUAUCUAUUACAGCUAUUAUUAGUCUACUUUUGGAUUAGAUUUUUUAUUUUUAUAUGCAAGUUAUGCAGAAACCUGGCAGACUGGAAUGGCAGUGAGCUUGGUUUUAGGAGAAUGAUGUGUUUAAUCGCAGGAUUUAUUUUUAUUUUAUUUUUUUAAGCGCUGAAAAUUAUUUUUGCACAUUUAUUUUCUCCCAACACCCUGGAGAACAAAAACAAGCAGUUGUUAUUUAUUUUAGACAUUUUUAUAAUCACUAGCUUGGCUAAUAUUACUGCAGUAUUUGUGUUAUGGGAGAUAGUGAUUGCGUACAGAUUAUUAUCACUUCAUUCUGAUCUUUUGUUAUUAUUUUUAUGUCCCAACGAUGAGGGAAGUGAUCCCAAAGUGCUGCGAGAAAAUAGGAAUGGAUACAAAAAAAUGAGUGCUAGGCAUUUGUGUUAAUUAAACAUGUAAAAUAUAAUUUUUUUUCGUAACCUUCACCCAAAUAGUUUUGCCCUUGAUAUGAAGUAAACACUGGCGAAAUGAACUCCACCAUAAUCCACUGACCCCUCAGUAUUACGAAUUAUUCUGAUACAUUCACCAGGUGACUGGACCAUACUUACUAGACUCCUACUCAAUAUAUAGUAUUUUAUGUCAAGACAGAAGAGACCUGAAGUGGUUUCUAGGUUGCGAUAUGGUAGCCAAAUGUUCUGUCAAUGUUUUAAUGUUGUCUCCUGCGUUUACUGGACGUGUUCAGUCUCAACUGCAGGGGGUCAAAAAUCCACCUCACCUGUCAGUGGUGCCCUUACUGACCUCAGUGGUCGUUGCUUCCUCUAAAGGCACUACUGUUCAAAUGGAAAGCAAGCAAGUUAUGUCUAUGCAAAUCUUAUGUUCUUAACUCUCUGCACAAUGUUACGUUGUGGCCACCAGGGGGCUCAGACUACCUUCACUGUUGACAGCAGCACUGGAUCUGUUGAAGGAAAGGUGGAGUGGGAUGUCUUAUUAUCCCGAAGAACUGCUAUAAGUUCCAAGCACUAGACUAAACCUGGUUUUGCGCCCGUCAGGCCACCUUCACUAACACCAUCUUGUCUGUAUUGCCAAUCGAGUGCAUGACAGGUGGACUUAAAAUGGUUUGGACGUUGUGCUCACUAAUAAUUAAUGCAAGGCCAUCCAGUGUUGGUUUACUAACACUCCUGAGACAGCUGGGACUGGGUUUAAAGAAGUUUGACUUGUCUUAUGGAUUUCUGCAUUGGUAAAUAUGAGCCGGUGUAUGUUGUAGGAUUGUUGUAAAAUUGAUUUUAAGUCAUUUUAAUUUUCAUUUUAACGUGUUUAGGUUAGUUCUCUCAUCCUGUCCUUUGUAUGUCUCAUGCUUGUUUUUAUGUUUACAUGAAACCAUUUACAGUUGAGGAUGAAAUAAAUUCAUAUAGAUGAAGACAGUUGUUCUAAAACUGCAAAAGAGGAAGUUCACAGUGUAUUUAAUAAUUACAGUUGUGAUGAAUAAUAAAUCAUAAUAUAUUAAAAUCUCAACAGCGUUUCUUAUUUUUCCAUGUAAAUAACAUACAUGACAUAAUUGUUUUGUGUGUCAUUGUACUAUCGUGAUUAAGUGAAUUAACAUUAGUCACCGUACGACAACAUCGUCUUUUGCACUGUCCGGGUAAAGUGAUUCAUGCGUCAGGUGCUUGGAUGCACAAUUUAGUAAUUAAAAUUCUUUUUGAAAGCAUCUUACAUAGUGCGAGGCUCAUUUUUGACUCGCGCUCAGAUACAAAAAAAAUGGCGCGAAUUCUUGAGGUGAGUCAUAUUACCUCUUGAUGAAUUCUAGUUAACUUCUCGAAACGUGAUAUUCUAUCUAAAUUUAAAAGUCGUAUCCCUACCCUCUUUUAAAAAAAAAAUACAUGUACAGGUUUAUAGAAGAAUGUCGAUGAAGGGUUUGUUUCAGCCAAAUAAAUUAAACAAGGACAGGUGGGCUUGUAUGUCCGUGGGGUUUUAUUUUGCUGUAUUGUCUGACUGAUUGUGCAUCACGAUUUUAUUUGUUUAUUCUUUUGUUAGAUUUUAAGAUUUAUUCUAUUAAUAAUUGGCAAACGAGCAAUUAAUGUUGAAAAUGUUUUCAUUUUGAUAUGCUAUGCUUUUAUUGUUGUUGUUGUAGUACUACCAUUGUCCAGUAGAUUGCUCUCAGUAUGUUCUCAUAUCCUCCUCGUCACCCUUGUGAUUUACUGCAUCAUAGACCUGCAGUCUUAUGUAAUCUGACUUAUAUUACCGUCUCUGUCCUCUAUGAUCUGUAAUUACAGAAGAGACUGUUUCAUCCCGCCUAUCACACACAGCCAGCAGACACAGCAUUACAAAAAGAUGUUUUAUUCACAGUUUGUGUCUUUUUAUUGGUUACAGAAGAGUUUCUGACAGAGCAAAGCAAGCCCAGAUGCAGAAAGCAGGGGUAGAUAAAAAAAAAAAACAUGGACAGAGAAAUAGUGAAGAGGAGGGGAGAGAGGGAGUGAAGAGGAUAUGUUUUCUUUCAGUCCCCGCUUUCCUCUCUUCCUUGGUUGGUCUGUCUCUCUCACUCCCUCUGUGAUGAGCUUGGCUUCACUUUUAGGAGGCCAAGCUCUCUCUGUACAAAACCCUCAUUUUCUCUUUCUUUUUAGUCAACUAUCAGGGGAAAGAGCAAGAAUGAUGACUGGUUCCUCUAUUAUAGAGUGAGAUCACUCCAUCUUGCCUCUUUUUCCCUCAGAUUGAGCACACCUCCACAUUUAUCUAGAGAGAGGUUUCAGCCAAAAUCUGUAGAUACCCUCAAGACAGCAGCAGAAGAUGCAGCACUUUUCAUGCAUGAGAGGUGGUCGUGGGUGAUGAGUGAGAAACAGAGAGAAAGAGAGAAUGUGAAAGAUACAGAAAGGAUGUUCACUUUAUUGAAAACAAUCCCAUAUCCCCACUUGACAGACACCGUGGUCAUGAACCUCUCCUCCCUCCCAAUUCAGCCUCGGCGAGACCAGUCUUUGGAGAGACAAAGAGAGUAAGUGCUUGAGAGUAACAAAGAUGAUAGAAAGGAGGAAAGGGAGGAAGAAACACAAAGUAAGAGAAGGAGGACAGAGAACAGACUGGGAGAGUUAAGCAGUGAGGGAUGCACGUUCAUCUCUUCAUUUUCUGUCUUGUCUCCACGACCGUUUACUC
Messenger RNA from Puntigrus tetrazona (Sumatra barb), 7458 nucleotides. RefSeq names its product TBC1 domain family member 10A-like. NCBI's taxonomy places the organism in Eukaryota, Metazoa, Chordata, Actinopteri, Cypriniformes, Cyprinidae. The record is from RefSeq and is a predicted model, not a curated record.